Aspergillus ibericus CBS 121593 is the source of this 490-nucleotide messenger RNA. RefSeq lists its product as uncharacterized. The record is from RefSeq and is a predicted model, not a curated record. The transcript has a single exon. Lineage: Eukaryota; Fungi; Ascomycota; Eurotiomycetes; Eurotiales; Aspergillaceae. Bases 193 to 447 code for a protein of 84 amino acids.
CGCAGACUUUCAAUGCCAAAUCCAGAAUCCAGAAUCCUCUCUUGCUAUGGAAAUCCAGGGAAAAUGGAAUGGUAUAUUGUAAUGGGGGAUAGUAAAGUGUCUAGGUCUCCUCCGUGGGAAAUAUUCUCUCCAUAAGUGUCUCUCUAUCUUAUCUGCGAGGAGAUAUGUAUCAUCCAAGGAUAGAAUGGUGUCAUGUUGGUUCUGACAAUGGCAAGCUGCUCUGCUCUAGAUGAUGCACUCUUCAUGGUAACUUCUCAGGCUGAUCAUGUAUUGUGGUACAAAGAAGUGACCAUAACAAUAGAAAAAGAAAAUAAAAAAAGGAUGAAGUGGAGAUGGCUUGACUCAACGGAAGCGGGCGGUAGCCAGGAAGGGGUAGCGCCCCCAAUGGGCUUGGGAGCCCGCACCUGCUCUGUCCGUGGGGAAUUGGGGGUGACUGUGCCAUUCUAGUGCUGGAUUUCGAUCCCAAGAUAGCCAUCGUGUGUCAUCUAGU